AAAUUUUCGAGCCGUCAAAAAGUCAGCAGGAGAGAUUUUUAUCGAAAAACUUUCGCAAGCUGGUGAUGUUUACAUCCGAAUUUUCUCCAGAAAUUAAUUUCUAUCAGUCUGUUUAAUCAAUACAUUCCGUUUACGGUAAGGAAUUUAAACUAGGGCCAGCCCUAGCAAGUGCACUGUCCCGUCGGAUUCCAUUCGCUAAAUGGCCAAAUCCUUGUUCGGAAAUCGAGAUCACGAAGGAUACGUGGGCAAAGAUGAGCAUAUGAAAAAACUGGAAUCAGCCAACUCGGAGGACGAUGGGGAGCUGGUGGAACUCACGGAAGGACUGCACAUUAGUGAGGGUUUGCGCCCAACGGCAGGCGGGCCAUUCUCGGCGCUGACUCCGUCGAUGUGGCCCCAGGACAUUCUGGCCAAGUUGGGCCAGCCGGAUCCGAAUGAACCGCCGAAUCACCAGCCGGACUACCGGUUCGAUGAGUUCGGAUUCCGCGUUGAGGAGGAAGAUGGCCCGGAGCAGAGUUCGAACAAGCUGUUGAGCAUUCCUUUUAUGGAGGAUCCUGCCCAGCGUUUGCAGUGGAUUGCCCAUUUGGAGUUCUCGCACAAUAAAGAGGCCACGGAGCUGACCUGGGAAAGCGUGGACGUGGUGCUUCCACGAACGGAGAAGCUGAGGAACAUGGUACGGGCAGGAAUUCCCCAUUCGCUGCGGCCUCAGAUGUGGAUGAGGCUUUCCGGAGCACUCCAGAAGAAGCUCAAAUCCGAAACAUCCUACCAGGAGAUUGUGAAAGCUUCGGAGAAUGAUGCCCUGAUGACGUCGAAGCAGAUUGAGAAGGAUUUGCUGCGCAUCAUGCCGACGAAUGCUUGCUUCAGUUCGUUGAGCAGCACCGGAGUUCCGCGAUUGCGUCGGAUUUUGCGGGGCAUUGCAUGGCUCUAUCCGGACAUUGGAUAUUGCCAGGGGACGGGAGUGAUUGCCGCGUCCCUCUUAUUGCUCCUAGAAGAGGAAGACGCAUUCUGGAUGAUGGCUACCAUUGUGGAGGAUUUGCUGCCGGCUUCGUAUUACUCGUCGACCUUGCUCGGCAUUCAGGCGGACCAAAGAGUGAUGCAGACGCUGAUCGGGAACUAUCUGAGCGUGGUGGACGAAACGCUCAAGAGUCACGACAUUGAACUUUCGCUCAUUACGCUGCACUGGUUUCUGACGCUGUUCGCGAGCGUGGUGCACAUGAAGAUUCUGCUGAGAAUCUGGGACUGGUUCUUCUACGACGGAUCGAUCGUACUGUUCCAGCUGACGCUGGGGUUGCUGAAGAUCAAGGAGCCCUCGCUGAAAAACCUCGAAAAUUCCGCCCAGAUAUUCAACUCCCUGUCGGACAUUCCCGGCGACAUCGACGAUGUGGAGCAUCUGUUCUCGAUUUCGAUGGAAGUGGGAGGAUCGCUGUCGCCGAUGGUCAUCGAAACGCACCGGCGCCGUCAUCUGGCUUAUUUGAUGGCCGAUCAGGGAGGACUGGUUGGUAAUCCGGAGGCGGGUUCCAAUCUACCGAAGCAACAUUUGGCUCGAAGGCAGGUGAAGAAAUCCAAAUCGAUGCUUCAGAUGAUUUUGUUCGGGAACGACGACGGAGAUGAUGAGCUGAAGAACAAGAACAUUCGACAGACGGAGAUUCUGGUGGAUCUGAGGGAGGCGAUUCUCAAAGUGGCGAGGCACUUUUUGGCUAUUGAACCGAAGCUGAGCGCGCAUAUCAAGCUGGUGGCGGACUAUAGCAUGGAUAGCCACGCCAAGGACCACGAGAACUUUAUCAACGUGUCGAGGACGCGUAGUAGACGGGCCAAGGCGCUGCACGACUUUGAGCGCCACGAUGAUGACGAGUUGGGAUUCAGGAAGAACGAUAUCAUAACGAUCAUUAGCCAGAAAGACGAACAUUGCUGGGUGGGAGAGUUGAACGGAUUACGUGGCUGGUUUCCUGCGAAAUUCGUCGAACUGCUGGACGAACGGAGCAAGCAGUACAGCUGUGCGGGAGAUGACGCCAUUUCCGAGACGGUUACGGAUCUGGUCCGAGGAACCUUAGCUCCAACAAUCAAGCAGGUCCUCGAGCAUGGCAUGAAGCGUCCGUCUUUCCUUGGAGGUCCUUGCCAUCCGUGGCUGUUCAUUGAAGAAGCCGCCACCCGCGAAGUCGAGAAAGACUUCGAGUCGGUCUAUUCCCGUCUGGUCUUAUGCAAGACCUACCGCCUUGACGAAGACGGCAAGGUUCUAACUCCGGAAGAGCUGCUUUACCGUUGCGUCCAAGCGGUCAACCAAAGUCACGAUGCAGCUCACGCCCAGAUGGACGUAAAGUUACGUUCCCUCAUCUGUCUCGGCCUCAACGAGCAGGUGCUGCAUCUGUGGAUGGAAGUGCUGUGCAGCUGCUCGGAGAUCGUACACAAGUGGUACCAACCGUGGAGUUUCAUCUACUCGCCCGGCUGGGUGCAGAUCAAGUGCGAACUUCGCUUACUAUCGCAGUUCGCCUUCAACCUCAACCCGGACUGGGAGCUGCCGGCCAAGCGGGAGGCCACCCAGAGUCAACCGCUCAAGGACGGAGUGCGCGACAUGCUCGUCAAGCAUCAUCUCUUCUCGUGGGAUCUUUAGAUAGACGAGAUUCUAACCCGUAGCUAGCGAAACAAAGUGCUUUCGAAGGACGAAGCACCUUAAAUUUUAUGUGUUGUCUAAACUUUCAAAGUGAGAUUUUUUAUUUAUUUAGUUUCGUUUAAUUUAUUAACGUUUCUUAAAGUUUACCGACCGAAGCCACUCACUCAUGCCUUUAUAUUUUAUCUCCUCCUAAGCACCAUUCCUAUAUCGACAGCGGUUUUGGUCUGCUGCAGUAUUCUUUUUAACUAGGGUAAAAGCACCGGUUUUGGCCAGCC
Molecule: messenger RNA, 2880 nt
Organism: Aedes aegypti (yellow fever mosquito)
Lineage: Eukaryota; Metazoa; Arthropoda; Insecta; Diptera; Culicidae
Product: small G protein signaling modulator 3 homolog
Exons: 3
Coding region: 200-2605 (801 amino acids)
Molecular function (GO): protein binding
Source: RefSeq, a predicted model, not a curated record